This is a messenger RNA of Nomascus leucogenys (northern white-cheeked gibbon), 1495 nucleotides long. It is a transcript of the gene SERPINA12, whose product is annotated as serpin family A member 12. NCBI's taxonomy places the organism in Eukaryota, Metazoa, Chordata, Mammalia, Primates, Hylobatidae. Gene Ontology annotation, molecular function: serine-type endopeptidase inhibitor activity. Gene Ontology annotation, biological process: negative regulation of endopeptidase activity. The record is from RefSeq and is a predicted model, not a curated record.
GGCCUUACUCUUCCAAGAGGCCAUGGAAGUAUAAAUAAUAAAGCAAGAAAGGCAGGUGCAUUUGGCUGGCUCAGUGGACUUCUGAAUGUACUGUGAGUAUGAGAACUUCCCUUCCAAAAGAUCUGGUGCUUCUUGCCUUUUCCACACGAAGCUUGCUUCAGAUUGAGGGAGGAUAUAGCACUGUCCACAGGUCUACUACUCAACAGGAUAUUCUUCAAGGAAAAUGAACCCCACACUAGGCCUGGCCAUUUUUCUGGCUGUUCUCCUCACCGUGAAAGGUCUUCUAAAGCCGAGCUUCUCACCAACGAAUUAUAAAGCUUUGAGCCAGGCCCAAGGGUGGAAGCAAAGGAUGGCAGCCAAGGAGCUUGCAAGGCAGAACAUGGACUUUGGCUUUAAGCUGCUCAAGAAGCUGACCUUUAACAACCCUGGCAGGAACAUCUUCCUAUCCCCCUUGAGCAUUUCUACAGCUUUCUCCAUGCUGUGCCUGGGUGCCCAGGACAGCACCCUGGACGAGAUCAAGCAGGGGUUCAACUUCAGAAAGAUGCCAGAAAAAGAGCUUCAUGAGGGCUUCCAUUACAUCAUCCACGAGCUGGUCCAGAAGACCCAGGACCUCAAAUUGAGCAUCGGGAACAUGCUGUUCAUUGACCAUAGGCUGCAGCCACAGCGUAAGUUUUUGGAAGAUGCCAAGAACUUUUACAGUGCCGAAACCAUCCUUACCGACUUUCAGAAUUUGGAAGUGACUCAGAAGCAGAUCAAUGACUUUAUCAGUCAUAAAACCCAUGGGAAAAUUAACAACCUGAUCGAGAAUAUAGACCCUGGCACUGUGAUGCUUCUUGCAAAUUAUAUUUUCUUUCGAGCCAGGUGGAAACAUGAGUUUGAUCCAAAUGUAACUAAAGAGGAAGAUUUCUUUCUGGAGAAAAACAGUUCAGUCAAGGUGCCCAUGAUGUUCCGUAGUGGCAUGUACCAAGUUGGCUAUGAUGAUAAGCUCUCUUGCACCAUCCUGGAAAUACCCUACCAGAAAAAUAUCACAGCCGUCUUCAUCCUUCCUGAUGAGGGCAAGCUGAUGCACUUGGAGAAGGGAUUGCAGGUGGACACUUUCUCCAGAUGGAAAACAUUACUAUCACGCAGGGUCGUAGAUGUGUCUGUGCCCAGACUCCACAUGACGGGCACCUUCGACCUGAAGAAGACUCUCUCCUACAUAGGUGUCUCCAAAAUCUUUGAGGAGCAUGGUGAUCUCACCAAGAUCAUCCCUUAUCGCAGCCUGAAAGUGAGCGAGGCUGUGCACAAGGCUGAGCUGAAGAUGGAUGAGAGGGGUACGGAGGGGUCCGCUGGCACCGGAGCACAAACUCUGCCCAUGCAGACACCACUCGUCGUCAAGAUAGACAAACCCUAUCUGCUGCUGAUUUACAGCGAGAAAAUACCUUCCGUGCUCUUCCUGGGAAAGAUUGUUAACCCUGUUGGAAAAUAAAGGAGAAUUCCUGCUUGCCGCAGACCC